AUGUCCCACCUCGGGAGUCCUAUCCUUACUAAGCUGUCCUUUGACUCUGCCCAUUGUCAGAUAAUAUUUUGGUAUCAGUUGUCUCAGGAUUCCCAGCUCUCUGUCUUUAAGAGAACCGUCCUUGGUGAGGAUUUGCAAAAACUAGGUGACAUGACCGGUUUGUCCAAGAGGCAGUGGACUAAAGCAAAUAUUCUUAUAGAAAGCAAACCUGAGGAAAUGUCACCACCUUUCCAGAUCAUUUUACAAGCCACUGUUCUAUCAGAGAAUGCCACUGUUGCUAUAGAUGACAUCAGUAUAACAAUGGAAUGUGGUAUUGCAUAUAAAUCACUUUCAGAUACCAGCCAAGAAAGCAAAGGGGAAGCAAACUUUACAACCACUGAAUCUUCAUCCCUUUAUUGUCCACGGGGUUAUUUACCCUGUGAAGAUGGAGCCUGUAUUUCAUCUGACAAGUUUUGUGAUUUCACACCUGACUGCUCAAAUGGGGAUGAUGAAGCCAAAUGCUCUGCUAAAUGUGACUUUGAAACAGACAGCUGUGGCUGGUUUGAGACUCUUAGUGCAGAUGGAUUUGACUGGGUAAGAAGCUCCAGAAGUGCACUUCCAUCUGCUUUUCAGAAACAAGCCCCACCAGAGGAUCAUACCUAUAACAAAUCCGAAGGUCAUUUUAUGUUUGUUCUGAGAAACAGCAGCAGCAUUUCACAGGUUGCUCAAAUACGAAGCCCCAAGUUCAACCAGGCUGGAUCAGGUUGCACAUUGUCCUUCUGGUAUUACAAUUAUGGACAGUCAGUUGGAGCAGCAGAGAUGCAAUUACAUGUUGAUGGACUGAAAAACGCUACUGUCCUCUGGGGGAUAUACUAUAAUCAAGGAAAGCAGUGGUUAAAGGCUUUCAUUCAGCUCGGCCGCCUCCCAUGGCCCUUCCAAUUAUCACUGUAUAAAGUCAGCCUUGGAUUUUAUGAUGGUGUCUCAGCAAUUGAUGAUAUACAUUUCGAGAACUGUGCUCUUCCACCUCCAGCAGUAAGCUGUGAAGGUCCUGAUCGUUUCUGGUGCCGAGACACAAAGGCUUGCAUCGACAGUUUAUUGGUGUGUGAUCUCGUGGAUAAUUGUGGGGAUGGAUCUGAUGAGGAAAAUUGCAAACCUGAGCUACAGUGUAACUUUGAAAAUGGGCUCUGCAACUGGAACCAAGACAUGGAUGAUGACUUUGACUGGACCAGAAACCAGGGCCCAACUUCCACAUUUAACACAGGACCAAUAAAGGAUCAUACUUUGGGCACAGUCAAGGGGCAUUAUCUCUACAUAGAAUCCUCAGAACCGCAAGUGUUCCAAAAUAGAGCAGUUUUGCUGAGUCCAAUCUUUAAUGGCACUUCCACUCAUGGCAAUAAAAGCUGCAUUUUCCGCUUUCAUUAUCAUAUGUUUGGAAAACACAUUUAUAGGCUGUCCAUCUCCUGGAGAAUUUUGAGCAACUCAAAGGGUCAUCUGCUGUGGCAGAAGUUUGGAAAUCAAGGCAACAGAUGGAUAAGGCAAACACUCAACAUUACAAGUGCUAAGCCUUUUCAGAUCUUGGUGGAAGGUACUGUGGGAGAUGGUUUCUGUGGAGACAUUGGAAUUGAUGACUUGUCCUUUACAGACUGUACCCUUUACAAUGGAAAUUUGCCAACUAUCUCAUCAACACCCUCAGGAACUUCAGUUCCUGCAACAGUCCCUACGAACAAUUGCACAGAGAAGGAAUUUGUCUGUAGAGAAACGGGCCACUGCAUCCAGAUGAUCCAGAGAUGUGAUUUCAGACCUGACUGCUCUGAUAAGUCUGAUGAGUCCUCUUGUGCUGUGGAAGUUUGUGAUUUUGAAGGUGAAAACCUAUGUGAAUGGUAUCAACCAGUAACAGAAGUGGCAGCAGCAACUGUUUCAGUCCAUUCCACUAAUGCAUUCCAUUGGGGCCUUGGAAAUGGAGCAACCAUACAUCCUGGGGAAGAAAACCACAGGCCAUCAACUGAUCACACAAUGGUUACUAAAGAAGGCUGGUAUCUGUAUGCAGACAGUUCAAAUGGAGAAUUUGGUCAUACUGCUGACAUUGCCACUCCAGUCAUUUCGCUCACUGGACCCAAAUGCAAACUGGUAUUUUGGAACCAUAUGAAUGGUGCAACAGUGGGUUCUCUGCAGGUACUCAGUAAAAUUGGUGAUGUAACUUCUGUCCUGUGGGUUCAAAGUGGCUCCCAAGGCGCUCAGUGGAACAGAGCAGAAGUGUUCUUAGGAAUUCGCUCUGAUUUUCAGAUUAUUUUCAGGGCAAAACGUGGUGUCAGUUAUGUGGGAGAUGUGGCAGUGGAUGAUAUUUCCUUUGAAGAUUGUUCCCCUUUGCUGAUCCAAGACAGACCCUGCACUUCUGAAGAAUUCACAUGUGCCAAUAAGUAUUGCAUCCCAAAGGAUAAUCUGUGUGAUUUUGUGAAUGACUGCGCUGAUAACUCAGAUGAGAGCCCUAACAUUUGCAGUACAUCCAUGGGGCGCUGUGAUUUUGAAUUUGAUCUUUGUGCCUGGGAGCAGGAUCAGAAUGAAGACUUUGAUUGGAAUCUCAGAACUGGCAGCAUCUUGAAAUCUGGCCCUGGACCAGCUGCUGAUCAUACCUUGCAAGGGCCAUCUGGUCAUUACAUCUUCAUAAAGAGCUCGUUCCCUCAGUUGCCAGAGCAGAAGGCCAGGAUUUUCAGUCCCAGGCUAAGCAGAAGAAGCAAAAACUGCAAGAUAUUAUUUUAUUACCAUAUGUAUGGCGUGAACAUUGGAUCAUUAACCAUCUAUCAGGUGACAGCAUCAAACCAAGAAAAAGUCCUACUCCACCUAACUGGAAACCAGGGAAACUUCUGGCAGAGAAAACUGUUGCUUCUGGAUGCAGAUGAGGACUUUCAGAUCACCUUUGAAGGGCAAGUUGGGAAAGGAUACAGGAGCAACAUAGCACUUGAUGACAUCACGUUCACGAAGGAAUGUUUGCCAUCACCUGACUUAUCAGCAGAACCCACAGCACUACCUUCAACAGGCUCCUGCUCAGAUGGCUAUUGGGAAUGUCAGAACGGCAAGUGUUACAGACCAGAACAAAGCUGCGAUUUUGUAGAUGACUGCGGGGAUAAUACCGAUGAGGAUGAAUGCGGUACUUCCUGCACAUUUGAGAAAGGCAGAUGUGGCUGGCAAAAUUCCCUAGCUGACAACUUUGACUGGGUUCUGGGAGUCGGCUCGCCUCAAAGUCUCAGACCUCCCAGGGACCACACACUUGGAAAUGGAAUUGGAGCAUUCCUAUAUCUUGAAGCUACACCAAUAGGCCUAAGAGGUGAAAAAGCCCAUGUGAAGAGCUCCAGGUGGAAAGAGUCGGGCGCAGCUUGUAUGAUGAGUUUUUGGUACUACAAGUCCUCAAAAGCCACAGGACACAUUCAGGUUCUCAUUAAGACUGAUAACGGCCUUUCAAAAGUGUGGACUGAGUCUGGGAACCCUGGUGAUGAAUGGAGGAAAGCAGAAUUGCACUUGGGGAAGUUGAGGAAUUUUGAAGUCAUAUUUGAAGGCAUUCGUGCCAAAGACCUAGGUGGAGGAGCAGCAAUAGAUGAUAUCGAGUUCAAGAAUUGCACCACAAUUGGAGAGAGUCCUAGGGAAUGCCCAGCAGUCACUGAUUUUAUGUGUUGGAAUAAGAACUGCAUUGAGUCUCACCUUGUUUGCGACUACAAACCAGACUGCAAGGACCUAUCAGAUGAAGCUGAUUGCAGCCAAUAUACCAGUAUCCCUGGAAGCUGUAACUUUGAAACAGGAGACCAAGAUUGGACUAUUGCAUGUGGAUUAAAACAAGAUUCUAUCAAUGAUUUUGAUUGGAGUAUUGGCAACAGGGUUGUCACAGGGCAAAGUGGUCCUGAUGGUGACCACACACCAGGUAAUGGACAACACUUUUUGUAUGUCAACUCAUCUGCCCAGCAGGAAGGAAAUAGAGCAAGGAUAAUUACUACAAAACUCUUCCCAGCAAGUCUCGGAGUGUGUAGAGUCCGGUUCUGGUUCUGGCUGUGUGAUUCCAGGCAAACAGGAACUUUAAAGGUGUACACUGUUGAAGAACAUGGAAUGCAUAUUCUGAUGUGGUCUUCAAGUGGAAAUAAAGGAAGCAGGUGGACAUAUGCAAAUGUGGUUCUCUCUAGCAACAGUCCUUUCAGAGUCACAUUUGAAGCUGAAGUGGGAGGGAAUGAACUCACAGAAGUUGCUCUUGAUGAUAUUUCUUUCACCCUGGAAUGUAUGGAUGCAGGAACAGCCAAACCACAACCUCCAACGUGCAGAGCUGACCAGUUCACUUGUGUGUAUGUACAGCAGUGUCUACCUCUUGCUGUAAAAUGUAAUGGGGUAGAGGAUUGUAUGGAUGGAACUGAUGAAAUUAAUUGUCCUACUGAGAUUCCUACCACUGCUUCUCCAUGGCUUUGCAAGGAAACAGAGUUCCUGUGUACUAAUAAAGGUUGUAUCCCAUCACUCUUGAGAUGUGACGGUGUGCCUGACUGCCAGUUUAAUGAAGAUGAAACUGACUGUCCCACAAAGGACUGCUUCAAUGGUUCUGUGUUGUGUGCAUCAACUAAUACAUGUAUUCCAGUCUCCAAGCGCUGUGAUGGUAUUGCAGACUGCUUUGAUUUCAGUCUUGAUGAAUCCAGCUGUUCAGGUUGUCCAGAAGGAUAUUGCAAAAAUGGAGGAACUUGUAUCAUCAAAGACGCUGUUCCUUUAUGCCAAUGUGGAAAAGAAUGGCAAGGAAAUCGUUGCCACAUCAAGGUUAAUCCUCCCCCAACUUCAGUUUCCAUUCUCCUUCAAAAUGAUAUUUGGACUGGCUUGGGUGUUGCAUUAGCUUUCCUACUGAUCAAAAUCACAGUCGCUGUGUUGUAUUUCCUUUGGAAGAAGAAAGUGCCAAGAACGAACCUGGAGGAAAUCCAUAAUACUGCAUUCGCUAACCCAUUGUACGAGGAUCAUAGCUCACCUGGAGAAGUAAAGAAUGCUUCCAGUAAAGAUACAAGUGCCCCUUCCUUUGCCAAUCCUCUUUAUGGCAAAGCAACAGAAAACAUGGAGAACUUGUGUAAUUUCUUCAAAGUAGACAUACAAUAG
Messenger RNA from Emys orbicularis (European pond turtle), 5085 nucleotides. It is a transcript of the gene MALRD1, whose product is annotated as MAM and LDL receptor class A domain containing 1. The transcript is spliced from 30 exons. The record is from RefSeq and is a predicted model, not a curated record. NCBI's taxonomy places the organism in Eukaryota, Metazoa, Chordata, Testudines, Emydidae. Bases 1 to 5085 code for a protein of 1694 amino acids. Gene Ontology annotation, cellular component: membrane. Gene Ontology annotation, molecular function: protein binding.